Molecule: messenger RNA, 2445 nt
Organism: Trypanosoma cruzi
Lineage: Eukaryota; Euglenozoa; Kinetoplastea; Trypanosomatida; Trypanosomatidae
Exons: 1
Coding region: 1-2445 (814 amino acids)
Source: RefSeq, a predicted model, not a curated record
AUGACGUGUGUCUCGCAGUCUAUCGCCCGCUACACUUUGCUCCGCUGCAUCGUCUCCGCUGCUCAGUUUGCCGGCGGUGAUUUGUGCUUCUACGAAAACUACGCUGAGCUUGUGGCACAAGACGCCGUGGGAGAAACGACAACUCCACUUCGGAUUGACUACGAUGUUCUCCUCCACUUUCGCGUGGUGCGGCAGCAGCAGCUGAUGCGAAUUGAGCUCCCACGCUUGAUUGUGUGGCGCUGGGCCGAGGCCAACCGAUUCGCCUCCGAGCUGGAUGGCGGGGAGAUCCUCACCCGGGAGGACAUGAACAGACCGUGCACGCUCAUAGAGCAGCUGCACGAGGACGACAUGGUGCAUUUCUUGCAGUCCGUCGCGCCGAUGGUGGCGGCAAGCCGACGGGCGCGUUCCGCGUCGCGUGUCAGUACAACCGAGCCGCUGCCGUUGAGUUAUUUUCCACCCAACCCUGAGGCAGACUCGGUGGCGUCAACAGAAACACCGUCUGAUGUUGAUGGUGAUAACGCCAACCUCAGCGGGGGCAGCCAAGAGGAUAACGACAGGGACGGUGGUAUGGAUGACUCCAGCGAGAACGUCUCCGCGGUGUGGCGGUCCCAAUCGACCGCUCCAACGACGCAGCGCAACCCCUCGCUAGGCGUGGGUGCGGACUCCGUGGAAUCAGCGGGGGAUAAAAGCAACGCGAGCAGGAAGAAGAAGCAUGUGGACGUUGCUCCUGUCACUGAAACGGCUGCGUCUGUGGUUUCUGCUGCCGUCGUCAGUGAGGAGCGGGGGGAGAAAGGGGAGGAGGACCGUCUUUCGCAUUGUUUGGAGGCUCUUGGCGCGGCGGCGGACACUUCCGCGGUGCAAUUGACGCGUGGCAUUUCCUCCCAAAGCAGCCCUCUCUUGGCAACUUUCACGGCACGGAGGCGAGACCGUGGAGCCCCGGCUCGCGGCGGCAGCAGUGAGGCGGUGAUGCCAAAUACACCGCCGCCACCAUCGUUGUCAUCGACCAACCUGCGCAUGCCUCGGCAGCUGCGAGGGAAAGGAAAUACACAACGAAGUGCCGCGACUCGUCGACGACCGCCCCAUUUAGGGAUUGAUGGGGAGGAAGAGGCGGGAACGAUGCCAAAGCGAGCCAGGAAGGAGAAAUCCCCGACGUUGUUCUCACUGCCUGCAGGUGCCACAAUGGGUGACGCAGAUGCAGCAACGCGAACAACGACACGAGUGCCACUCGUGGAACCGCCAGAUUCUGGCGCUUCGCCCGAUCAGCCGAUAGAAACACCCAAUGCUGUCACUCCAUCACGUGCAGGGGAAUUGCCACACUCUACGCGUUCGGACGUGGUCUCCGUGCAUCGCGGCGCCGCCACUGCAGUUAAGCGCGACGCAACAGAUCCCAACGUGACUGCGGAGGCGGCGUACAACUUUGCCGAUCUCAUGACUGCACCAGAGAAUGCAGCCCACCUGCCUCUUUUUCCAGAGGUAAAAAAGAUUUUGGGGGAGCUGGAAGAGCUGAUUCCGCCUAAGAGAAGAGGCCGUGGUGCUGGAAGGACGAAAACGCCACGUCCGCCACCGAAGAAGGGAACAACGGGGAAGCAGCAGCGCAAAGUCACGGCAAAAAGGCGUGGUGGGGGAAUUGAAGUGAUCUCAAAAGAGCAAACUAAAGCAGCCAAGGCGGAGUCCACAACGGCCCCACAGAAAUUGCAUCCAGUGGCUGGUGAAGACGACGGGGCAUCGACACCGCCUCCUGAUGCCGCUGCCGCUGCCGCUGCUGUUGCUGUCGCUGCUGCUGCUGCUGCUGCUAAUGUUGUCGUUUCCCCACCUGCAAAUGCUCCACCGAACAUGAAGCUCUCUUACCCAUCGCAGCACGAGUCAUUCAUCCAGGCUCCUGUUUUGCCAUCACCUCAGAAGUCUCAGCAAAAAUCCGCACAUGAUUCUCCCGAAGUGGACCACACAUCCGAUGGAGCAGCAGCAGAGGCAGCGACUUGUUGCUUCCCGUCCGCGUGUGUCACUCCCAUGAGUGAUUACCACUUGGCCGAGACUGCCUCCAAUCAACAUCGGGAAGAACAUGAGGAAAUAAACAUGGACACAGGAUCUGGGCCUGAUUCCUCCGCGUAUGCCGUACCGGCGGCAACGGCAGCAUCCACACCGCCGAAUCGGAAGGUCAUCCCCUUGGAACAAAAGAUGGAUAAGCAGUUGACAUCCACCCCGUUGGGGUCCCACAAGCCUCUUCCAUUCGCACAUGACUCUCCCCCACUUUGCCACUGUCAGCAGCGAUGCAUGAGGCAUUAUGGCACGCUCUCCGCCGUGGUAGAGGGUGACUCUCGCAAGAGUCGCUGGCGGCGUGUGGUGCGUCAAUUAAACAGCCUUUCAUUGCACCUUACAAAAGCACGAGCUUGUGGAGAGGAGCUGCGGGGGCUUUUCCUGUUGUUGCUGGAGGAUGCGGAGAUUUGA